ACAUUAAGAAGAUCCUCAUAGAAUAGCAAAAGCUUCAAAAGCAUAAUAGUAAUUUAAAAAGGAGUGCCCUUUGCAAAACUUAGCUGUAGAAUAUCAGCAAGUAGAGACUUCUGCACUUGGGUGUACGAGUUCACUCUCCACUGUAAAUACAUCCUAUCAAAAAAGCAUCAGUCAUGGUCUCCUGCAUCAUAAAGUCCAGACAUCCUGAUGCUCUCAACAGUCUCACCCCCAAAAAGUCUCAAGCUGCAGGUUGAUUGCUGUGGGUUUGUAGUUGAAAACUUGCCAUCGGUAGCUCCAGAUAUCCAUUCAGUUUGGGCAAGGCCCUCAAUCUCGAUCUGUAACUGAACCAAACUCUCCCUUGUCUCCGCCUGGCAGCUUGUCUCCUCCUCCCCAGGGAAGUGUGAGUGUAGAGCCCAGCUGGUGUCAUGGGGUGGGGAAGGGGGUGUGUGUGUUGUCCUGCCAGCUCCAAAAAGGGGUUGUCCUGGGGCAGGACCCAAACCCUUAAAUAAGGACUAGGGGGCAGAAUGGGAUGGGAGCAUGUGAAGCCCCAGGUAGAGGCCCCUGCUCUGCAGUAAGGCCAGGCUGCCUGGAGGCCAGAUGAGGAAGACAACCUGGAGCCAGUCACAGCUCUGAAAAGCUGACUGACCUUUUCUGACAAACUGCAACAGCGUUACAUUUUCUAGGACCAAUACUGUGAAAGAUUUUAACAGUGCUGGGUUGUAAGCAGUUUCCAAAACUACUUUGGCUCAGAAAUCUAUUCUAGAUGGACAUUAUAUAUGUACAUACUCAUAAAACCAAUGCAGUGUCCAAAAUCUUCCCAGCUCCCUUGAAAGAAAUUCUGACUCACUCCUCAUUGAGGCUCACUUCUUAAUAUUGAACUGGUGCUAAUCUCCUGAAAUGAAUUUCACACUGAGAGUAGUCUUCCAGCUGCCUGGACCAUUAAAUCCUGUUAGGGUUUAUCGGCAUUAAGUCUGCUAAAAUAUAUUCUAUUCUUGUAUUCUCUAACCACAUGUUCUUUUCCUGACUGCUGAAGUUAAUUCAUUUCAGUUUGUCUCAUACAUGGGUCAAGAAUCCAGCAGCCUAACCCUCCGGACAUCGUGUGGCUUUAAAUUGCACCUCUCACUGAGCAAGAUUAUUAACAAAUACUCUAAAUCCAGAAUGCACAAUAGCUGUUUUCAUCAGCAGUAUUGUACAGACCCAGCAAAGUCUACAAUAUAAUUCACCUUGAAGAGGAAGAGCUGGAAGGUGUUUGGUUUAACGAGCAAGGAUGGGAGUCAGGAGCUGGGAAGAUGCCCAGCUCUACCUCAGAAGUGCCACAGUCAGGUCACUGGAAGCACCAGAGAAUCUGAAACCUUUCCAUGUGUUUGGGUACCUAGCACAGAUUAGGGAGGAUCAACAUAGGCACUUGGACUUGAAAAAAAUGGCCUGACCUGCAGCCCUCUGAGCAGGAAAAUGGGAUGUAAAUACUCAUUUACCUUGUAUUUCAGAUCUUUAAUCCAGAGAUACACAGUCUCGAGAAAUUCAAAUACAGUGCAGCAAACAAAGGCUUCUUGUGGUGGGAGUAACACCACAGAAGGAUUUAGGUUGUGAGCAAAAGUGUGCUGCCAAAUCACCAGCAAUCAGGUCUGCAAGACUGGAAGGUCAGGGUGAGUCUCAAGUAGUUUUCACUGAGUAGAAGUGUCCUUCCCAGCACUGGCAGGGAGCAGAGCUGGUCGGGUGUUUUCUGGCAACCAGUUUGGGGGCUGGCUGUGAUUUUAACACCCAGCUCUACAGAAAUCAACACAGGUAAGGACAGUGACUGGUCCUUUAUUUUUUUAAAUGUUCUGAGCAGGACCUUUGCUAUCCAAUGUGUUUAUUGAGAAGCUGGGGAUGCUAGCACUGUAAAAUAGAUAUUGUUGCGGUUAAUAUUUGAAGUACGACUGCAAUAACAAGGCACAUCAAGCAAAAGGACUUCACGAAUGUUCAUAAAACUGGUAGGUUUUCCUUACUGAAAGCAAAACCCAGUAUUGAUUGCUUCUACUUCUAUACGCUUUUGUGUUUAACUGCUGGAAACAAAGUUUUCAUUACUGUAGCAAUAACCUGAGGUUUACCUUUGACAACUGAAAAAAAUGCCGAUUAAAUUUCGUCUUCAGUCCUUUAAGAGCGUGCUCCUGCAGCAGCGGCGUCUCCCGGCGGGGCAGCGGCACCCCCUGCUGCCGAGCCUGAGAGCCUGGGGCUGGCCGGGGUAAAACGGGAGCUACGGGCCGCUCCGCUGCCGGCAGCUGGGCUCGUUCUCUGACCUGCAGCAGCUUUGGAAGGCAGCCCCGUACAGCAGUGGGGCUUGACCGCUGUCAGUCCCUAAAACCUGGUGUAAAUCCCCACGUCCUCCAGUCAUCAAUCAUUUGUCUUAAAAACGCCGUAUAGAGCACGACCCAGAUAAGCCGCAGCCCUUCGGUACAGCGUGGCUGAAUGCUGGUAACGCCGAGGUGCCCGCACCCCCUCAGUUCCGAACACCCGGCUCAGCGGAGGGGCUGUUAAAAUGACCUCGGGAAGCAGUUGCGAGCUGCAGGCACGGAUGCCUGCCGCAGUCUGGUGGCAGUUCCGGAGAAGGGCAGGGUUUAACCCGCCAAGGGAGCCGCUCCCCGCGCCUCUGCAGGGGAGGCGGGAGUCCCACCGCCAGGCCCGGCGGUUCGUCGGUCUCUGCACCGCCGCGGGAAAGGGAAGGCAGCCCUUGCCCAGGGCGGCUCCCGGCCCGGCCCGCCUCAGGCACGGGAAGGCCGGCGCGGGCCCUCUCAGCUCCGGCUGCCGGCGGAGCGAGGCGCCGGGACACGGGGACAGCGACAUUAACGGUCGCCUCGCGAGGGAAGGGGGGGGUAACGCCCCUCCGCGCACGCGCCACUGGGCGGGGCCACGCGCCGGCAGCCGGAGCCGCCGUGGGGGCGGGGUGCCUUUCCUGAGGACCCAUUGGUGGGUGAGUGGGCGCGGGGCAGGGCCGGGCCUGCGUGGGCGGGACCCGGGCCGGAAGCGCUGCGCUGAGCGGUUUUCCCCAGCGGCAGCAGCGCCGGCGGAGGGCUUUCCGCUAUGGAAGGCCCGGGCCCGGGCUCGGGUUCGGGCUCGGGGUUUGUGGGGCGGCUGCUAACGGAGGACGAGAUGGCCGAGGUGAAGAAGGAUGCUUUAGAAAGGAUGCGUCCUUACCUGUGUGAUAAAAUCAUAGCUGAGAGACACUUUGAUUACCUGCGUUCAAAGAAAAUACUCACUAGAGAGGACACAGAAGAAAUAUCUUCUCGAUCUUCCAGUAGGAAAAAAACUGGGAAGUUACUGGACUACUUAGCAGAAAACCCAAAGGGACUAGAUGCUUUGAUUGAAUCUAUCAGACGAGAAAGAACACAAAACUUCCUGUUACAAAAGAUAACUGACGUAGUGUUGAAAGUCAAAAAUGAAAAACUUGAAGCUCUCAAAGGUCUAAGCUGCAGCACCUGUAUGACCUCACUGUAUGGAGGAACAAAUAAUCUUUCUAGAUCAUAUUCUGAUGAAUCUAAUUUUUUUGAUAAAACAAAAGACAAAGAAUCUACCCAGAUACAUCAUCCAGAAGAAGAUUAUAGCACCGCCGCAUUUGUGUCUGCUGUCUCUCUUCACUCAAUGAAUUUACCGAUUGCCGAGAUGGGAAAUGCAGAGUGUGUGGUUUUCUCAGCCACCCUACCAGGGCCUGGCGACCCCGGUGCGCCCCCCCUCCCUGCAGAGCUCCAGUCAGAGCAGCAAGAACCAUGUACUAGUUCAACAAGUGACAAUUGCUUUUUGCCUUUGAGGUCGCGUUCUCUUCAACCACAGUGAAUGCAGUGACUUUUGGCUGUUCAUCCAAAUGGUACUGAAACUUUGUGUGAUGUCUUAUAAAGGUUAAAAAAUGUUUUCAAACUGCUAACUAGCAAAGUCAGAGGAAACAAUCUAUGCUAUUCACAGUUUUUAGGGAGUAAUUUUUUUGUGAUUGGGUGACUCCAGAGCUGCUUGGGUUUAUGUUCUUUAGGGAGCUUUUUUCAGAAGAUCAUGGUGUUACACCAGCGAAGGUUUGGUUUUCAACCAUUUAUUUAAUAUUUCACACUUAGUUGCAGAUAUUUAAGUUACAGAACAAAUAGGUUUUUUUCUUCCUACAGAUACUAACAAAUCUGUUUUUCUUAAAGUUUCUGGGAUGGGCGAAUUGGGAAAGAUGAUUAGGAAAAGUAUUGACUACUGAAAAAUAACUUUCUGAACUAAAAGUUUAAGCUGACUUACCAAAAAUCUUAAACUCAUUUAUCAAAUUAAAUGUUUUUCUGUAGGAUAAAUUCUGCCCUCUGUGUAUGUGUGUGCAGCUCCAUUUGUGGGGUGGGGGAAACCUGGCCAGAUCUGUAGCUAUGCUUAUUUGCAAGAAGUCUCUUAGUUGUCUGAACUUCGUUCUCUGUCCUACCAGUAAAUCAAAAGGCACUCGAUAUCGCAGUGAUUCGCAUUAGCAAAUAUAAUUCCACAAGUCUUAGCAUAUUAUUCCUGUAUAUUUGCUAGAGAGUUCUGAUUUGAGAUGCACUUUAAAUAUAUAUUCUCACUAGUAUUGUAAAAGGAAUGUAAACUGCUGUAACGGCAUCAUGGGCUUUAAGAAAAUGUAUUAAGUAGUUUGUGUGUUUUGUCCCAGUAGGUAAGUAGAGGAGGAGUCCUGUGGCAAGAAAGUAACGGUAACUGCAGGACUCCUGGAAAUGUUGCACUUCAGAUACCUACUCUUCAAAGCAGAUAGACAGGUUUACAUUUCAAGUUGUUUAGAGUCAAAUACUUUUAAAAGUAUUUCAACAUGGGAAGGUUCUCAUUUCUUGACACAAUGUAACAUGCUGUGUUCCUCUCUACUCUGGAGUUGUAAUUACUUUUUAAGAAGUUGGCUUAUAAUCACUUAAAAUUACUAGGCAAAGACAAACUCUUACUUGGAAAUGCAUACAGUUGUGUUCUGCAGUACUACACUUUAAAGUGAUGGGAUGUUUUCAGUAUAUCAAAGGGUAGGUUUGUAUUUAAGGCUUUAAAUUAUUUUAGCUCUCAUACAAUGCUAUGGCUGUGUAAUUCCAUUCAAAUUCAAACGUAGGUGAUUGAUAGUCAAAACUAUCAAAACUGUGUUCUCCUUCUGUGGAGACAGGCCAUCUGCAGGACUUCAAUAUGGUCUCUAAUUAUUUUUUUUUUCCAUGUUUACUCUGGUUUGGGAAGUAGGUUAAAAUAAACUGCAAUGCUCAACGACACUCCAUACUUACUGUAUGAAUAGCUUACGUUCGAUGAAGAUGUGGACUUCUGUUUAGUAUUUGUAAAAAAUCCUUGGCUUUCUCAUAUACAUCUAAGGUUGUAGACUGCCAGGACAGUGAAAAAGCUUUUCAACAAAACCACUUGGUUCAGAAGGCACUCUGGAAAUUUAGUGCCUAAAUAUAGAAGCAAAAUUUUUCUCUCUGACAUGAAAUUAAGAGUAGGCCUCAAUCCCUCUCUUACAUUAACUUGAACUGUAGUUGCACAUACUCGAGAUGUCUCAAAAUUGAUUGUCUGAAUGCCCACUGUAACCGCCUAAAGAGCUGUGCUUAGGUCUGGGUCCUUUCAUGGAUCCUGGUAAAUGGAGGAGAGUGAGCAAGCUUGGCCUUAACUGAAAAAGAGCACCAGCUCAGGGCGAAGACAGCCUUGCAGGUCCAAGCCCGAACACACGAGGUGUGCUGCCUGCCCCUCAGCGUGCCGCAGAGCCUGCGGGGAGCCUGCCUGUGCAGGGAUCGCUCUGCGGUGGAGCCUAUUAACCUGAGACUUUACUGAAUGUAUUCUCUUACCAAAUGUUUAUAACAUGCAUUUUUAAAAACAUUUUGAAAUAUUUUUAUCACAACUUUUGAAAUAAAUUCUUUUGUAUAAUUGC
This is a messenger RNA of Grus americana (Whooping crane), 5869 nucleotides long. RefSeq names its product BCL10 immune signaling adaptor (gene BCL10). The transcript is spliced from 3 exons. NCBI's taxonomy places the organism in Eukaryota, Metazoa, Chordata, Aves, Gruiformes, Gruidae. Gene Ontology annotation, cellular component: cytosol; CBM complex. Bases 3061 to 3810 code for a protein of 249 amino acids. Gene Ontology annotation, biological process: canonical NF-kappaB signal transduction; adaptive immune response; positive regulation of extrinsic apoptotic signaling pathway. The record is from RefSeq and is a predicted model, not a curated record. Gene Ontology annotation, molecular function: transcription coactivator activity; protein kinase B binding; kinase activator activity.